Apis cerana (Asiatic honeybee) is the source of this 1491-nucleotide messenger RNA. RefSeq names its product odorant receptor 46a-like. Gene Ontology annotation, molecular function: odorant binding; olfactory receptor activity. Lineage: Eukaryota; Metazoa; Arthropoda; Insecta; Hymenoptera; Apidae. The record is from RefSeq and is a predicted model, not a curated record. Gene Ontology annotation, cellular component: plasma membrane. Gene Ontology annotation, biological process: sensory perception of smell; detection of chemical stimulus involved in sensory perception of smell.
UGGGAUGGUCAGUGGUACUUGAAAUAGAGUUCGACUUUUGCAAAGAUCCACUUGUAUUGGCGAUUCGCGUUUCGCUAUAUUAACAAAAAAAAAAAAUUAUUUUUCCAUUUACGAACGAAAUAAUUACUUCCGUUCACGUGUUGGCUAAAUUUCUGUUUCACAAAUAACUUAAAAUCUUAAGAAUUAAAUGUAAAAAAAUUGCCGAUGAAUUUUCAUAAAAAUGGUCGUGCAGGCGUUGCAAUGGACACGUUUCCUUCUCUCGGUUUGCGGCUGCAUGCCACCAACGUCGUGGAAAUCGUCGUUUAAAAAGUCGCUGUACAAUAUUUACACGUUCGUUAUAUGGUUGUUAAUACUGAGCCUCGUAUCCACCCAAAUAUUAGACAUAAUUAUCAACGUGAAAAAUAAGAAUGAAUUCAUAGAGAAUUUUUAUAUCACGCUGGUUGUAUUCGUUACAAGUUGCAAAAUGACUAUUAUAUUAAGGUAUCGUAAAAAUAUUUUAUCUUUGAUGGACGAUCUUCAACACGAGCCUUUUUCACCGAUCACACACGAGGAAAACGAGAUCCGUACAAAAUUUAACAAAAUGAACGAACGGACUUCGAUUUGUUACACAAUUCUGGUCUUAGUUUCCGCGACAUGGAUAUUCGUGAGAUCGUUCUUUACCGAUUUCAAAAAAAGAAAACUGACCUUUCGAGCUUGGCUGCCGUACGAUUAUUCGGAAUUGUUGCCAUUCACGUUGAGUUACGCUCACCAAGCGACAACUUCAAUGUUCUGCUCUUGUCAGAACAUUUCAUGCGACACCCUGUUCGGUGGCUUUUUGGUUCAAAUUUACUGCCAAUUCGAAAUACUGGAGGAGCGUCUGAAAAAUGUUCAACAAGACGAGUCUAAUUAUUCGGCGAAACAAUGCGUUAAACAUUAUCAUCAAAUAUACAAAUUCUCUAGAACGUUGAACGAGAAAUUCAAGGUAAUACUCUUCUUGCAAUUUUGCGCGAUCGCGUUCAUACUCUGUUUCAAUCUCUAUCGAAUGACCACUAUAACGAUGAUUCCUAAAUUACUGGAAGCGUCCCUAUAUUUAAUUCGCGUUUUAGUUCAGAUAUUGUACUAUUGUUGGUUCAGUAACGAAGUCAAAUUAAAGAGUCUCGAGGUGCCCGGCAUGAUAUUUAAAAGCGAUUGGACAUCGUGGGACGACAAGACGAAAAAAAUCUUUCUAAUAAUCAUGACACGAGCGACACAACCUUUCGAAUUUACCAGUGGUUAUUUGGUGACGUUGAACCUUGAAUUUUUCGUAGCGCUAAUAAAAGCUUCGUAUUCCGUCUUUAAUUUAUUGCAACGAACUAAAUGAAGAUCUCCCCGUCUUAAAAUUAUUUAUUCCAAUUCGAAACAGAUGCAUGUAGCUGAAAAUGAAUCCCGUUAAUCCCGUUUCUGUAUCACGAAAUUACAACAGAUUUAUAAAUAAAACUGGUAUAAAUACUUACUCGAUCGUAGAAAAAAAAA